AUGAGUGUUGAGNGAUUAAUAGAGCAAUCUGCAGGAGGAUAAGUUCGAGCCUUUCAGUCCCUUAGAGGCUAAGUUAGAGGACCUUUCAUUAGCAAGGAGAGUUCAUUAAAAUGUAAUUAGUGCCUCGACUUCCCUAUAAAAUUAUAUAAUUUGUUUUUUGAGUUUGAAUAGAAUUUAGAAAAAUACCCAAAUGGACAUUACAAUGUUUCAAUAACACAAGUGAUUACGGCAAAUAUGUAAUUUACUUACUCUUAAUGCUUAGCUAUUGA
Paramecium octaurelia is the source of this 269-nucleotide messenger RNA. NCBI's taxonomy places the organism in Eukaryota, Ciliophora, Oligohymenophorea, Peniculida, Parameciidae. The record is from the annotation of a GenBank genome assembly.